AGAGGCUGAGUUGUUAUUUCUCCUUUCUUUCUUAAUAUCUCAAAAGCAAAAAAGGAAAUAGCGAUCAAUGGAGAAGGAACAGAAACACUUUCUAGGAUUUUUGAGGAGUUUGUUUCUAAACAGACAGCAGAUCUUUGUGAUUCUUAUGGUGAUUCAUUUUUAAAACCAUUUUUCAGAAAGUGAAAGUAAAGAUCAGAUUGCCGGAGUUCAAACAGUGAAAAUGGCUUCACAAUCUCAAGAUGACUAUAUUUGUCCUGUGUGUCAUGAAAUCUUUAAGGAUCCUGUUCUUUUAUCAUGUAGUCACAGUGUCUGUAAAGAGUGUCUUCAAAAGUUCUGGAGAAUCAAGGAAACUCGGGAGUGUCCUGUCUGCAGGAGAAGAUCCUCAAAUCAACAUCCUCCUCUUAAUCUUGCAUUAAAAAACUUGUGUGAGUCAUUUCUGAAGGAGAGAAAUGAGAGGUGUUCAUCAGGAUCUGAGGAGAUCUGCAGUUUACACAGAGAGAAACUCAAACUCUUCUGUCUGGAGGACAAACAUCCUGUGUGUUUUGUGUGUAUUAACUCACAACAACAUGACAAUCACAAAUUUAGACCCAUUAAUGAAGUUGUUCCAUCAUAUAAGGAGGAACUCAGUAAAGCACUGAAGUCUUUACAAGAGAAACUUAAACACAAUGAAAAACUGAAAGGAGAGUUUGAAAAAACAGUUCAACACAUUAAGUCUCAAGCUGAGCACACAGAGCGUCAGAUUAAACAGCAGUUUGAGAAGCUUCAUCAGUUUCUCAGAGAUGAAGAAGAAGCUACAAUCACUGCACUGAGGGAGGAAGAGGAGCAGAAGAAGCAGAUGAUGAAGGAGAAGCUGGAGGAGAUCAACAGACACAUCUCAGCUCUUUCACAGACAGUCAAAGCCACAGAGGAGAUGAUGAGAGACAAUGACGUCUGCUUUCUAAAGGAGUUUUCAGUCUCAAUGGAAAGAGUACAGAUCUCAUCACAGCCGGAUCCACAGAUGCCUUCUGGAGCUCUGAUUCAUGUGCCACGUUACUUGGGCAACCUGCCCUUCAGAGUCUGGAAGAAGAUGCAGGACAUUGUACAACACACUCCUGUGAUUCUGGAUCCUAACACUGCAAACCCAUUUCUCGUCCUGUCUGAUGAUCUGACCAGUGUGAGACGAACUGAGAGCAAACAACCGCUUCCAGAAAAUCCAGAGAGAUUUGAUGAAUAUUGCUGUGUUUUUGGUUCAGAGGGUUUUAACUCAGGAACACACUGCUGGGAUGUGGAGGUUAAAGAGAGUUCAGAUUGGAGUCUUGGAGUAACUACUGCAUCAAACCUGAGGAAGGGACGUGAUUUCUUCAAGACUGAUGUCUGGAGUGUGUUGCAUGGACUGUUUGUAGGGUCUGGUUUUCGUGUUAAACAGGAUCUUGAGUGUGUGAGAGUUGAUCUGGACUAUGACAGAGGAAUUUUGUCAUUCUCUGAUCCUGUAACUAACACAAUUCUACACACUUUCGCAGCCAACUUCACUGACACUGUCUUUCCUUUCUUUGAAUUUUCUUCCUCUCUUAAGAUCUUACCAUUCAAUAGUCAGUGAACGUUACACUGGUAGGUCUGGAUGUUCCUGCUUUUAUCAUGUUUUCAAUAUUUAUUUGGUAACACUUUACAAUAAUGGUACAUGAAUAACCAUGUACUAACACCUGAAUUAAUACUUCAACGUGAACAACUGAUUAGUGUAGUGUAUUUUUUUUUCUUUGAUCAUAUCUGUGUAAUUAUUUUAUUUAAUUAUUAUUUAAUUUCAUUAGGAAACAGAUUAGAUGGGAAAUAAUAUUUUAU
This is a messenger RNA of Cyprinus carpio (common carp), 1815 nucleotides long. Its product is annotated as nuclear factor 7, ovary-like. The record is from RefSeq and is a predicted model, not a curated record. Gene Ontology annotation, molecular function: zinc ion binding. NCBI's taxonomy places the organism in Eukaryota, Metazoa, Chordata, Actinopteri, Cypriniformes, Cyprinidae.